AUGGCCCCGCACCCUGAGGGGCUGCGCUGGUUCCAGAUCCCCCUCUCCUCCGCCCGCGUACCCCGCUCGGUGAUCUUCAGCCAUGGCUUCCAGGCCGGUCUCCAGCGUUACCAGCAGCUCCGUGCCCUCAAACACCUCCGGGUGGGCCGCCCCGUCGCCCCGCCUCCCCCUGGCCUGCUGGAGCCCUGUCCCCCCGACUCCCCGCCCGCUGACAGCCCUCCCCGGGCCUCCAAACGCCCCCGGGGUGGCAGCGGGGUGCGAGCCCCCCGGCGCCACAAGGACUCCCCUGGCACCAAGAAACGGGUGAGCAGAAGCCGGCAGUCUCCUGGCCCCACUCCUCCCCGUGCCAUCCGGCGGGAUGGGGCCGACCGGGACUCCCCACCGUGCCAGGAGACACCGGACACUUCCAGCCCUGUCCCGGUGACACCGGUGCCAGUUACGGGGUCCCUGGGGGGUGAUGCCAACAUUGGGCAACACACCACAGCCGGGCAGGGGGCAACGGUGCCACAGCAGGAGGGCAACGAGUCUGGGGGGCACCUGCUGGGCACGGCGACGGGGUGGGUGUCCUCCACAGACAGCGAGGACGAUGACCUGACCCCACUGAGGGACGUGCUGGUGGCUGGGGACGAGCCCCCAAGCCCUGUGGACCACCAGGUCGGUUGCCCACGGGCAGAUCCGCUUGCCAACAGCCUGGAAUCACCAGUCCAGGAGAAGAGGGAGCAGAGCCAGGCAGCCACGCAGCACCCCGACCUGUCGCGGGUCCACGUGGACAACAACAAUCCCUGGAAAUCCCUGGAGGAGAACACAGAGCUUUCCAAGGAUAACAGCCCUCCCUGUGCCCCAGGGGAGGCUCUGGUGACCCUUUUUGCUGUCCCCACAGCCCCCCGGCGCCACAAGGACUCCCCUGGCACCAAGAAACGGGUGAGCAGAAGCCGGCAGCCUCCUGGCCCCACUCCUCCCCGUGCCAUCCGGCGGGAUGGGGCCGACCGGGACUCCCCACCGUGCCAGGUGACACCGGACACUUCCAGCCCUGUCCCGGUGACACCGGUGCCAGUUACGGGGUCCCUGGGGGGUGAUGCCAACAUUGGGCAACACACCACAGCCGGGCAGGGGGCAACGGUGCCACAGCAGGAGGGCAACGAGUCUGGGGGGCACCUGCUGGGCACGGCGACGGGGUGGGUGUCCUCCACAGACAGCGAGGACGAUGACCUGACCCGACUGAGGGACGUGCUGGUGGCUGGGGACGAGCCCCCAAGCCCUGUGGACCACCAGGUCGGUUGCCCACGGGCAGAUCCGCUUGCCAACAGCCUGGAAUCACCAGUCCAGGAGAAGAGGGAGCAGAGCCAGGCAGCCACGCAGCACCCCGACCUGUCGCGGGUCCACGUGGACAACAACAAUCCCUGGAAAUCCCUGGAGGAGGACACGGAGCUUUCCAAGGAUAACAGGGGUUUCCUGGCCCGUCACACCGUGACAUCCCGAUUCCUCCCCACCAUCCACCCCGGGGAACCCGUCUUCUGCGCCCACCCGGCCCCGGUGCCCACCCUGGACACCCGCGGGCUGAAGCCUCAGAGCGUCUUGGAGGGGUUUUUCUUCUGCAACUCCCCUGCCUGCCAGGCGGCUCUUGUCCGCGACGGGGGGCUCAGCCUGCUCUACCGCUGCGUGCCCACCUGCCCCCUGCCCGUCCUGCGCUGGCUCUUCCAGCCCUGGUGCCCCACGGUGCGGGAGAUCAGCGGGGCUUUCACCCGUCUGGGCGCCGACCUCAGCCCCCUGCGCCGCCAGCGCCUGCUGCCCCCCGAGUUCUGCCCCACGGAUGGGAGGAGCCUGGAUCCAUCCUUCUCCCCGAUGGCCACCCCCGAUGCCACCAACACGCUGACCCUGGUGACACAGCUCGGUAACAUCUGCAAGUUCCUGGGGCUGUGCGUGGUCACCCAGCCCUCCCGCUACCCCGAUGGCGCCCGCCUGGCACUUGUCACCCUCCUCUGCUUCCUGGGGCUGGACCGGGCGCUGCGGUGCCACCCCCUGCCCGAACUGCAGCACCUUCUGCACUGCCUGCUGGGGGGCAUCCGGGACUGGCAGGGACAGCUGCCCACCCUCUGCCUGUCCCUCUGCCAACUUUCUGGCCACCACCACAACCUGGUAGCCCUGGUCGGGCUGCUGCCAGACCUCACCAAAAGGGACAGGGAGCUUCGCCGGUGUCUGAGCCUUCACGCCGUGGCUCGGCUGCUGAGGGAGCCACCGGCCACCGUGCCACCUCCUGGGGCACAGGCAGAGCUGGAGGUGCUGGGCCAACUGCUGGCCCUGGCGCGGCCGGACGCCCUGCGACAUUUGGUGGCCACCAGUGACCAGGAGAAGCCAGAAGACCUCGACCAGGAGGCUUGUUACAUGAGCUACAGCCUCCUCCUCCUCGCCAGCAACGUGGUGGGCACCGAGAACCCACCUCCCCAGCAACGGGGCUACCUGGAGCGGCUCUGUGGCCAGUUGGACCAGCACUUCGGGAGGGGGCUGCAGGAAAGCCCCUGCCUCUUCUUCCACAGCCAGCUCAAAAGCCUGGCCACCCUCCUCUUCGUCAAGUGGCAGGAGAUGUUGGCCUAGGGCAACGGGGGCCAC
Messenger RNA from Calidris pugnax (ruff), 2607 nucleotides. RefSeq names its product SMC5-SMC6 complex localization factor protein 2-like. The record is from RefSeq and is a predicted model, not a curated record. The transcript has 17 exons. The coding region runs from base 1 to 2592 and encodes 863 amino acids. NCBI's taxonomy places the organism in Eukaryota, Metazoa, Chordata, Aves, Charadriiformes, Scolopacidae.